Messenger RNA from Cuscuta epithymum, 3344 nucleotides. The record is from the annotation of a GenBank genome assembly. NCBI's taxonomy places the organism in Eukaryota, Viridiplantae, Streptophyta, Magnoliopsida, Solanales, Convolvulaceae.
CUCAUUCGAACUCCCAAGGAUAAGGGAGAAGGAGAGAGCCACACAACCAAGAGAGCAAGAGAAAGGGGAAGCUGCCGCAGGUCCAUUUUCCAGUGCGUUGGGUUGCUUGUUUGGUUCAUAUCUCGAGCUAUACUUAUCCAAAUAAGGCGUGUGAGGUGCCCAAAGAAAGCUCUCAAGAAGAGGAAACCGUGAAGGCGUGGUUUGCAGAAAACGGAGUAGCGGAAGACCUCCAAAUCGUCCGAACAAAACGCAACCUCGCAGAUUACGUUUUUGUAUUCAAAGCUAGGGAACGAAUUCGCCGGAAAAGCGCCUGUUCUAGGGGCUGUUUUUGUAUCGACAUUUAGGGGUUGAGCUAGCACUUUGAAGAGGCUGUUUAACAAUCAUAUUUAAGCAAGGAAUAAGUUCUUAACCCACCUUGACCGAAGCUUUGACCAUUGGAUCAAGAAGGAAGAGUUUAAAGCUCAAUUAAGGUUGAAGCUCGAGCUUGCUAUCUGUGCCCGUUGCUCGGGUGAUCCUUUGGAGAGAAGACGUGGUUCGUGCUUUCUCCAUUCUGUUUUGAACAAUAUUAAACAUGCUCAUGGAUAUUUUACUAUAGAGCCUGCGUGCUCAUGAAUAGCCCUGUGUGGCCCUUUUGUUUUAAACAAUGUUUUCCGCUGCGUUACGAAUUACUUAUUAUGUUUGUUUAUGGAUGUUAUGUGUGUGAAUGAUAUUCAAGACGCCUUGUAUAAUAUGAAUGUGUUGGACUGCGGUUGACUAUUCGUAUUGUACGGCGGGUUGUUGACGUGUCCGGGGAGGUCCGGGGCGUGACAAUUAAGUUGGUAUCAGAGCCUUAGUCCAUAAACUUCAUAAUGAAGUCUCAAAAUUCUCUUUUUGAAAAGAUUUUGAAAACCAUGAGCAUAGAAGUUUUGUACUUGGAGAGCUUUUGGUAUUUGGGUUGCAAGGUCUCUAAUUGUUAAGAUGGUACCCUUAGCAAUUGGUAUGGCGGUGACUCGAGCCAAAAUGUGUCUUAAGUACCUAUCCGUCAAUUGACAUUUCAUGCGAGUCUAACGACUCUUUCCAAAAUUCUUUCAGAAAUGGACCGUGGUGGCAGGAUUACUAGGAGGAACCCGACCGGCCGUGUACCAGUGGAGACUGGACAGGGCAGUCGAAGGACCUCUAGGGCAUCUAGAGGGGCUGGCCGUGGAGGCCGAUCACAGACCGUGAGUGACGGUCAUGUCGACACAGAAAGUGAAACCUACUGGUCCUAUGAGGACUCGACUUACCAACCGGAAACCGAGCCGGUUGAGACCCCUUACGAAGGGGAUGACGAUGAUGUGAGUGAUGAAGAAGGGGAGAAUGACUCCCUAGCAAGAAUUGAGGCGCUGCUCCAGCAAUAUCAGCGGGAGCGCGAGGAAAGGAGGGAACGCCAAAGGCGCCGAGGAGGGCGAACUUCGGGAGGGGCUUCAAGGGGAAGAAGCCAUGGCGACUCUAGGGCCCACGUUGAACCACAUGGGGGCCGGGGUGAUGGAGGUCCAAUCAUAAGGAUCUCCAAGUACAUCAAAGAGGCACGAGACUUGGGGUGCAAACCGUUCGAUGGAACAGGUGACAUCUCCAUUUCGGCGCAGUGGAUCAAGAGGCUGAAUGAGGCGGCCCUGGACAUGCAACUCACCCCCGAAUAUAAGCUAAGGGUUGCGGUGAGGUUACUUGAAGGUAUGGCGUCCAAGUGGUGGGAUGGGACCAAAAGCAAAUAUGGUGAGACCGUCACUUGGGAGAAUUUCCGAGAGGAAUUCUUCGCACAAUACUACUCGGAUUUCGAGGUGAACAAGAAGGUGAGGGAAUACACCCUUCUAACCCAAGGGGGUAACAUGAAGGUGAGGGAACUUGAGUACAAGUUCAGGGAUCUUGCCGACUACAUACCUGAGUAUGCUUGUGAUGAGAAUCGGAUGGUGAACCACUUCUGGGAUGCUCUAGACUUGGAAAUACGCGAUAGGGCAACACAAUUGCCAAACAUGACGUUUGCUCAAGUGGUUGACCAAGGGUUGAAAGGGGAGAAACAGUGGGAGGAGAGGAAGAGGAGAGAUGCCGAAGAGGCGAAAAAGAGAAAGGGGGAGAGUCAUGGCCCUCAAGGUUCCAAUAAAAAGGGAAACCAUGGAGGAGGAUCUUUCCGAACACCACCGCCCCCACCUAGGGGGAACCAAGGCCCGAAUGGACAAGGAUCACGGACCUCGGGGGUAGCUCGGUGCAAUAAUUGCAAAAGGAGCCACUUUGGCAAGUGUCGUGACCCUCCUAAAUGCUUCCAAUGUGGGGAUGCCGGGCAUUUGAAGAUGAAUUGCCCACAAUUGGGUGGGUCAAGGUCAUCGGGACCAAGUAGCGGGGCUACGGGAACAAAAAAACCAAGCCCGGGGUUCCCAAUUAACAAGGGGACAUGGGGGAGCAAACACGAGCAACGCGCCAUCCGUGAAUCAAGGAAGGGCCCAAGCUAGGGUCUAUGCGAUGACGGAGGCGGAUGCUCAAGCUAACCCGGAUUCCGUUGCAGGAUAAGGGAGAAGGAGAGAGCCACACAACCAAGAGAGCAAGAGAAAGGGGAAGCUGCCGCAGGUCCAUUUUCCAGUGCGUUGGGUUGCUUGUUUGGUUCAUAUCUCGAGCUAUACUUAUCCAAAUAAGGCGUGUGAGGUGCCCAAAGAAAGCUCUCAAGAAGAGGAAACCGUGAAGGCGUGGUUUGCAGAAAACGGAGUAGCGGAAGACCUCCAAAUCGUCCGAACAAAACGCAACCUCGCAGAUUACGUUUUUGUAUUCAAAGCUAGGGAACGAAUUCGCCGGAAAAGCGCCUGUUCUAGGGGCUGUUUUUGUAUCGACAUUUAGGGGUUGAGCUAGCACUUUGAAGAGGCUGUUUAACAAUCAUAUUUAAGCAAGGAAUAAGUUCUUAACCCACCUUGACCGAAGCUUUGACCAUUGGAUCAAGAAGGAAGAGUUUAAAGCUCAAUUAAGGUUGAAGCUCGAGCUUGCUAUCUGUGCCCGUUGCUCGGGUGAUCCUUUGGAGAGAAGACGUGGUUCGUGCUUUCUCCAUUCUGUUUUGAACAAUAUUAAACAUGCUCAUGGAUAUUUUACUAUAGAGCCUGCGUGCUCAUGAAUAGCCCUGUGUGGCCCUUUUGUUUUAAACAAUGUUUUCCGCUGCGUUACGAAUUACUUAUUAUGUUUGUUUAUGGAUGUUAUGUGUGUGAAUGAUAUUCAAGACGCCUUGUAUAAUAUGAAUGUGUUGGACUGCGGUUGACUAUUCGUAUUGUACGGCGGGUUGUUGACGUGUCCGGGGAGGUCCGGGGCGUGACAUAGUCACUAGUAAUAUUUUUGUAAAUCAUCUAUAUUUU